UGACCUUAUUAUUUGAUCCACCAACAAACAUCAUCAUCAUCUUUGAGAUUUCAACGCUGUGUUGUGUGUGUGAUUGUGAUCGCCAUUCAAAUAUCGGAUCCGAUAUUUGGGUCAAGACUGAAGGGCAAUUGAUUCGGAGGAUCCACCGAAAGAGGAGGAAUUGAGUAGGACAUGGAAGGAGAUGUUGGAUUGGAUCUUUGAAGCUUCCACCCUCCCUCCUCAGACUCUCUAAUCUCAUCCCACAUUCUCAUUAAACAUGGAUCUUUGAAGCUUAGCUCAGAUCAUCGUCGUCUUCUUCAAUUUCGAUCCGAACCCAAAACUUGAAUUCUCAACUGACUAACCACAAAUCAUCAAGAACAGAGAAGUCAAAAUAGAAACAAAAGGAUCAUAACCAUCAUACAUAUUCAUCUUCGAGUCGGAGAAUAAAGUUAGAGAAACUUUUUAAGCUUUUGGUCGUCCUGAUGAGCAACAAGCAGCCAGUGAAGCUAGACGACGAGCAAAUCGCGGACCUGCGUGAAAUAUUCCGGUCGUUUGAUCGAAACAACGACGGAAGCCUAACACAGCUGGAGCUGGGGUCGCUUCUGCGCUCACUGGGGCUGAAGCCAGGGCCUGAUCAGCUGGAUACCUUGAUCCAGAAGGCGGACACCAACAGCAAUGGCCUAGUGGAGUUUUCGGAGUUUGUAGCUCUCGUAGCCCCUGAGCUUUUGUCGGCCAAGUCUCCUUACACGGAGGACCAGCUGAGGCAGCUGUUUCGGAUGUUUGACCGGGACGGCAACGGAUUCAUCACAGCUGCCGAGCUGGCUCACUCCAUGGCUAAACUUGGACAUGCUCUUACGGCUGAGGAGUUGACUGGGAUGAUCAGGGAGGCUGAUACUGAUGGGGAUGGCAGGAUCGAUUUCCAGGAGUUUGCUCAUGCCAUUACUUCUGCUGCUUUUGAUAAUUCUUGGUCUUAGACAAUCCCCAGCUAGUUAAUUCAUUUCGGAAAUUCCAUCCAUCCAUCGGUUUUCUUUGUUUUCAGGUUAGACAAUUUUCCUAGAAUGACCCACCAGCAGAGUCUUCUGUUCCAGCAUGAUGCUCAUAGUGCUUCAAGUAUUUAAUUAUUCAUGUUCUUCUUUUCUCUCCUGAUGAUAAAAGUGGCAUUUGUUUUUUUUGGCAAUCUGAAUUAAUUCCUAGGUUCUGAACUUUUUCUUUUGUUGGAUUUCAUGGCCGUUUUGGGAACAUUGCUUUUAUUAUAUAGGUGGGUUGUGUUAAUCUACGUGUUAUAAUACAGGUGGUGAUAUAAUUCAUAUCUCAUGGACUUGAAGUAUGACAUUAAUAAAUAGAUACAUAUGUUAUAA
Prunus mume (Japanese apricot) is the source of this 1337-nucleotide messenger RNA. Its product is annotated as putative calcium-binding protein CML18. The record is from RefSeq and is a predicted model, not a curated record. Gene Ontology annotation, molecular function: calcium ion binding. Lineage: Eukaryota; Viridiplantae; Streptophyta; Magnoliopsida; Rosales; Rosaceae.